AAGUUACAUACAGAACAACGAGCAACUUAUACGCGUACAUACUCGAUUUCUCGCAGUGACAUCGAAUGUACAUGCGAGUCGACGUUACUUGAAUUUUGUGAAUCGAUCAGUGCGGUGUACGCAGUUGUGCUAGUGAUUCCAGUGGUCUCGAGAACGUUACGGGUUGACCAAGCAUUCGAGUUUCUUAGAAGCGAGAAAAGUGCGUGUCAAGGCAACCGAGCGUCUAAUUGCUCGUAUUGUGGGCCCAAUUUAUUCUUACGACGACUAGCUCGGCAAAUGUUUCCUUGCGAUACGUUGCUAUGUAGUACCGGUGUAAAUGAAGCGGCGGCGUAUAACGCGGUCGCGUGGUAAAGGAAUACCGCCUGUGGGGGCGAUGAGAAUGGCGCGCAAAUGUUGCGUGCGUAGCUGUGAAGCUGAUGUGCAAGAAGCUCGUGCUAAAGGGUUUCCACUUCAUAAAUUCCCGAAGGAUAUUGGCCUGAGGAGCAGGUGGUUGGCCAGUGGUGGAUUCGAUGCAAGUUUUAAACCUUCGCCGGGUCAAAUUGUCUGCCACAGACAUUUUAAACGUGCCGAUUACGAAGCCGCCAAGGGACACAAAUUGCUUCUACGAAAAGGCAGUGUGCCAUCAGUUUUUACAGAUUAUGAUAAUCAUCCAGAUCCUGCAAUUAUGUCUGUAAAAUCAUCAACUUCUUACGCACAAGAGGAUUUGGAUCUCAUUAAUUCUGAAAUAUUAAAUUUGGAACAAUCUAUUUCGCCAUUAUUAUCUGAAGCAAGAACACCAAAAUCUGACAGCUGUGGAGAAACAUGUUCAUCUAGACCAGAAUCAUCAGCUGAUUCCAUUAAUAUGACAGAUUCAGCGGACGUAAUUGAUAAUGGAUUUAAAACGUUACCUGUAAAAAGUGAAAUUAUGUCUCCUAUAAAACAAGAAAUCAAUGAGAAUUUAGAACUGGAAGUAAAUACCAUGGCUGCGCAAUUAGGUAUUGUAGAAUCAGAUGUGACAAUAAAAAAUAUCCAGAAAGACUUAAUUAUUAAGGAAGAGCUGAAAAAUAUUAAAAUAGAUGAUGAUAAAACAUUUGAUAAACCAGAAGAAUUAAAAACAAAAGUAUUAAGUCGGGAUGGACUAAAAUUUUUUCCUGGAGCCAAAUUGGAAGCAAAAGAUUUCAAUGAUAAAUGGUAUUCUGCUAAAGUUGUUGAAACUGAUUGGGAUGAAAGAGAAGUUUUAAUACAUUUUGACAAAUGGAGUUCAAGAUUUGACGAAUGGAUACCUAUGGAUAGCUCUAGAUUACGUGUGUUACAAACACAGUCAAACGAACAAACUUGGGACCUGCCAUCUCCGGAAACGAAAAUGAAAGACUUUUCAGUUGGAGAAAGGAUACUUGCUACGUGGGCAGAUGGGAGAAAAUAUCCAGCGAAAGUAAAUGCAGUGUUAGGAAAUGAUAGAUACGAUGUACUCUUUGAUGAUGGAUACGCAAAGACCGUUAAAUCGUCGAAAAUGACAAAAAUCGCUACAACAUCCACAAAGCAACCUGUUCAAAGCGAAGAUUACAUAGGAAGUAAACAAGAAAGGAGAGAUAAGAAGCGAAAACAUAUAGUGAUGGAGUUGUUCCAUACACAUUCUAGAAAGCGAUCCAAAAAUGAAGCGGAUAAGUUAGUAAAAAAAGAAAGUCCUACAAUAAAUGAUGGAGGAGAUAGUCUAUCCGAAAGUAAGAUUGAUUUAGACGGUACAUUGUUUGGACCAUGUUACGAUCCUGGUACGGAUUUAUUACGAGGAUUUGACACUAACAUAUCAAAAACAAGACCAUAUGCAAAAAAAAGCAAGAAAGAAAUGUUUAAGAAUGACAUAGAUCAAGAAGAAGAUGUUGGACCUGAAUGGGUAGAUGGUGAGCCGCAAGGGAUUGAAUCAUACAUCGUAGAUGGAAAUGAUGGACCACGUCGUUCAAUAAUAGUUGCAGAUAAAAGACUGCCAGCUGGUUGGCAGAAACAUUUUACUCAAAGAAAAGCAGGUACAUCCGCUGGAAAAUGGGAUGUUUUAUUUCUUCACAAAUCAAGUGGAAAGAAAUUUAGAUCAAGAAAUGAUAUCCGAGCAUUCAUGGAAAAUCAGGGGCAAUCAGACUUUGACCCAGAAAAAUUUGAUUUUUGUAUUCAUCGGAAAAAGAGAAGCCACGGUCCGAAAAUAAAGCAAGAAAUUGUUACAGAGAUGCCAAAGAAAAUUAAGACUUUAUUACCGAAAACAAAAGCAUUACCAUUAGCUGACACAUUACUUAUACCUACAAAUGCACCAGUUACAACUUUAGUGCCUACGCCAACAGCAUCUGUUGCUGAUGGUGGGACAAUUUACUCUGUUUUUAUUGGGGGACUUCGUGUAGAAAUGGAGGAUAGCGCUUAUAAAUGUCCGAAACAAGGGUGCAAUAAAACCUUUAGAAAAGAAAAUCUUUUGCAAAUGCAUAUAAAACAUUAUCACCCAGAAUAUUCAAAAUUUUUGGGAUCAACUCCAAAUGUUGCAGACUUAGCUUAUGCAAGAACAAUUGGAGAAUCAAUUGAAGAUAUUAUACCUAGAAAAUCGAAUAAUGUGUUAGAAAAAUAUAACAAAUUAGGAAAGAAAAAAACUGGUCAAGAUAAACCAUUGUAUGCAAUGUCACCGACACAAACAAAUUCUAUUCAACCAACGUCACCGACGAUAGCAAUGCCAACAGUCUCCGAAGUAGAAGAUGAAUUUGACCAAAUAGAACAGUCUAAUGAAGCGCAAGUAGAAGAUGUUAAAGUAGAAAGAAUGUCUCCAAUUUCUAGUCGCAGUGUAGAUAUGGACGAUGAAAUUGAGAAGAAACGAGAAGAUAUGUGUGCAAUGUCACCAGGAACACUAUUUGAUCUGAAAGUCCGGGAAGAAAAAACACCAAGUGGUAUUAAAACCCUUCUUCCAGUGAGACCAACUACAUCAUCAGAAAUACAGAGAAUCGAUAGAUCGAAAUCCUUAGACGAAGGUAUUCAUAUUGAUAAAAUGAAGGGUCAAAGGAAACGACAAUUAUCGGAGUAUAGUUCUGAUGUUCCAAGCAGGGGUAAAAGACGCCAUGGUAUUCAAGAAAUUACGGAUGAAUACGGUGAUUUAGAUGAGAGUGCAGUAGAUGCUGAAGGUCCGACUACACUUAUGUACAGAUACAGCCGCCGAAAAUCAGAUUCAAGAAGUGAUGAGAACAGCCAAAGUAGUCAACUAAACGAUUCUCAUCUCGAAAAAGCUGAUCCCCUGAAAGGGGAUGUAACUAAAAGAGAUACAAAUAAUGAUGGUGAAGAAAAUGAAGGCGUUAUGAUGAUGAUUAAUGGUGAAAUGAUAAAAGUGGAACAACUUCGGAGAGAAGAAAUAAUAAAUUGUACAUGUGGAUACAUGGAAGAAGAUGGCUUAAUGAUACAAUGCGAUCUCUGUUUAUGCUGGCAACACGGACAUUGCAACGCUAUUGAAAAGGAGAAGGAUGUUCCCGAAAAAUACAUUUGUUAUAUUUGUCAGAAUCCCUAUCGUCAAAGACCAUCGAAAAAAUAUUUCCAGGAUCAAGAUUGGAUAAAAGAGGGCAAACUGUCAUCAUUAUCUAAUCGAUCGAAAAAUCAAUAUGCACUUAAUCAAAGAACAGCUAUGUUGAAACGUUCUUAUGAUUUAGUUGCUGCUCUUUUGCAAAUACAGCAAGUGCUGCACAGUUUAAGAAUAAAAAUUAAUGUAGCUGAAAAGAAAGAUCAUCCAAAGUUAUAUCUGUGGGCAAAGAAUUGGGAAAAGAUUGAAAUACAAAAACCAGAUACAACGCCUGUACCAAUUAUAGAAAUUACAAAAGCACUGAAAGAUUCUGUAGACCCUGUAGUUGAUGUGACACGUCGCAUUGAAGUCAAAAUGGAAACUAAAUUUACUUUGAAAGAGGAUCCUGAUGAAAAAUCAAUAGCCUCAGAUACGGAGUUGAUGAAAAUUUUAGAAGAAGAUAAUACACUUGCAGACGAAUCUAAAAUUGUUUGUAAGAAAGAAGAUUCAACGGGUCAAAAUAAAAGUCACAUUCUUCUUGAUGCACUUACAAAAAGUUCUAGCCAAGAAGGAAAAUAUAAGACUUCAACAUCUGAUACUAAAACGGUUGCAGAUCUAUUAUCAAAUGAAACAACAGAAGAUGAUAUAUCUGCGCCAACAUUAUCAACACACGAAAUGCAGGAUGAUAAUGAACAUGAUUUAUCAACACCAUUACAACCUUUUAUACCACAACCGGAGGCACCUAUAGAUCCAGGAGAAUGUCGAAUGCGGUUAUUGGAACAUAUUGAACAUUUUCAAAACCAUGUAGAUGCUAAAUUAACAUCUAUUGAAGCGCAAGUUUGCGCAUUGGAAGCUAUGGAUCCAGAAGAUGUACGUAGUCAAAACGUUCAACCUCGUACUAAACAAACAAUUCAAAUGCUACUCCGGGAUUUAAAUACAGUGCGAAAGUUAGCAGCUUUAUGUUAGAUAAUUAUUUUCCUGAAAAUGACUUCAAAAAUUAUCUAAUGCAACUACUACUUGUUUGUAGCAUUGCUACAGCUUUGUUAAGAAGCAAUUGUCUCGAGUUGUAAUUAAAACUUGCAAAUAGUUAUAUGUUCAUAUUUUAUACUGUAUAUACAGUGAAGGGGUAUAACUCGUAACUAAGAUUGUAUUAAAUACGAAUACAAAUUAUUAUUGUGUAUAAAGACCACUUAGUUCUGUUUAAGCACAAUUAUGACUAAAUUGGUUAUAAUAUUAUUUAUAGUUAUGUUAUUAUUAUAGUAAAAUCGAAUACUUUCCAAAAUAAAUAUAUACCAUGCAGUACCUUUCAUGCAAAUACUAAAGAACUGAAGAUGCGAAAAAAAGAUGUGACACAAUGGAAGUUAACAAAUGAUAGUAUUGUUUUUAUAAAAUAUAUUUAUUUAUGAGAAUAUACUUGUUGUCUUUAUUGGUA
Megalopta genalis is the source of this 4922-nucleotide messenger RNA. Lineage: Eukaryota; Metazoa; Arthropoda; Insecta; Hymenoptera; Halictidae. The record is from RefSeq and is a predicted model, not a curated record.